Molecule: messenger RNA, 1214 nt
Organism: Cucurbita moschata (crookneck pumpkin)
Lineage: Eukaryota; Viridiplantae; Streptophyta; Magnoliopsida; Cucurbitales; Cucurbitaceae
Product: TIP41-like protein
Exons: 8
Coding region: 166-1041 (291 amino acids)
Biological process (GO): TOR signaling
Cellular component (GO): cytosol
Source: RefSeq, a predicted model, not a curated record
AAUUUUCGACAAAUUCUUACAUCGUCUCUAGCAUAAGCCCUAAGGUGGACCCGCGUCAACCCGACGAUCCCAUUGUUCGUCGAACUGGCGGAACGGAGACGCAACAAAGACGGAAGAAAUUGAAGAAGCAGGUCCGAAAUCUACCACCGCCGAUUGUGUGUCGUAAUGGAAGUUGAACUGGACGAGAAGGAAUUGAAAGCCGCCGGAGCUGAGCUCCUGAUCGACGGACGGCGAGGUAUCCGUAUCCAUGGUUGGGAGAUCGAGACUCACAACCGCUCCAUUCUUACCUCCUCCAAUUUUGAGCAAUGGGAGCAGAAACUUCAGACGUCUCACUUGCCAGAGAUGGUGUUCGGUGACAGUUCGUUAGUUCUCAAGCAUAUGGAAACUGGAAUUAAAAUUUAUUUCAAUGCCUUUGAUGCUCUAGCUGGGUGGAAAAAGGAAGCUCUGCCUCCUGUUGAAGUUCCUGCAGCUGCACAAUGGAAAUUCAGAAGCAAACCUUUCCAACAGGUGAUAUUGGAUUAUGAUUAUACAUUUACAACGCCAUAUUCUGGGAGUGAAAUAAUUGAAAUAAAUGCAGAGAAGCAUGGAGGAGAAGAGAAAACAUCUGCAGAGAAUAAUGGUCUCUGUUGGGAGGACAGCAAUGAGAAAAUUGAUUUAGUCUCACUCUCGCUGAAGGAGCCUAUUCUCUUUUAUGAUGAGGUAAUCUUAUAUGAGGAUGAGUUGGCUGACAAUGGUAUAUCACUUUUAACAGUUAAAGUGAGAGUCAUGCCAAGUUGCUGGUUUCUUCUUCUACGUUUCUGGCUUAGAGUUGAUGGAGUGCUUAUGAGACUAAGGGACACUCGCCUGCAUUGCGUAUUUAGCAACAGUGAAAAUCCGAUAAUUCUUCGAGAAAGUUGCUGGAGAGAGGCUAAGUUUCAAGCUCUAGCUGAAAAAGGAUACCCGACUGAUUCUGCUGCCUACAACGAUCCGAGCAUCAUCUGCGACAGACUCCCGAUCAUUAUGCAGAAGACCCAAAAGCUUAGAGUUUCUGGUAAACUAUAAUCAUGUAAAUUGGCUUGCCAUCAUUCUAGUCGAAUUAGCAUUGCCUCAUGCAUGUUGUUGUUGAAGUCUUCUACUUUCAAGUAUGUAUUCCAUGGCUUAUGUUGGAUACGUUAAACUUGUUUGCAUUUUGUGGAAAGGAAACUGGAAAAGUUCAAAAACAUAAACAAGGUAAA